This is a messenger RNA of Staurois parvus, 342 nucleotides long. The record is from the annotation of a GenBank genome assembly. NCBI's taxonomy places the organism in Eukaryota, Metazoa, Chordata, Amphibia, Anura, Ranidae.
UCAUGCUGCUGCCAGGUCCAGAGUCUGUCAUGGGUCCCUGUACGGCCUCCCAUUGCUGCUGUCUCCAUCGCCACACUCUGCCAUGUGCCACUUUCAGGUCUCCUCACACUGCUGGUGUGUUCCAUUUUUUGUCAUAGGGUGCUGGCAGAUUACGGGCCUCCCAUAGCUGCUGCCAGGCCCCUAAUCUGCCAUGGGCCCCUAUACCGCCUCCUCAUGCUGCUGCCAAGUCCAGAGUCUCUCAUGGGUCCCUGUACGGCCUCCCAUUGCUGCUGUCUCCAUCGCCACACUCUGCCAUGUGCCACUUUCAGGUCUCCUCACACUGCUGGUGUAUUCCAUUUUUUG